AUGUUGGUGCACACGUACUCCGCGAUGGACCGCUCGGAUGGGCUGAACGGGAGCUCCGCCGGCGGCCGCCUGCCCCAGCUGUCGUCCCUCAACCAGGCGGCGGCCUACUCCUCGGCUCCCCCGCUCUGCCACACGCCGGCCUCGGACUUCCAGCCGCCCUACUUCCCGCCGCCUUACCCGCAGCCGCCGCUGCCCUACGCGCAGAGCCAGGAGAGCGCCUACCCGCACCUGGGGGACCCCUACGGAGGCCUCAACCCCCUCCACCAGCAGCAGCAGAGCGCCUGGCCCUCGCAGCGGGCGCGCCACGAAGAAGCGGCGGCGGCGGCCGCAGCAGCCGCGGGCCUCCUCUCGCAGACGCACCGCGCCCUCGGCCUGGAUCCGCGCAGGGACUACCCGGGCAUGCCGCGCUUGCUCCACAGCUUGGCCGACGGAGCGCACGCCUUGGCCGACGGGCCGCUGGGACUCCACGCUCUGGCUCACCCCAGCCUCGAGGACAUCCAGGCGGUGGAUGAGGCCAGUAUGAACCUUUUGGACCAGUCGGUGAUCAAGAAAGGGCCAGUGCCUCUCCCUUCGAAGGCCAACGGGACCAUCUCUUCUCUGACCAUGAACAAGGACCCCCUGAUAGGAGGGGUAACCAAUCCAAACGAAGUCUUCUGCUCUGUUCCUGGACGAUUAUCUCUCCUUAGUUCCACCUCCAAGUACAAAGUGACAGUCGGUGAAGUUCAGAGGAGGCUCUCGCCCCCCGAAUGCCUCAACGCUUCCCUCCUCGGUGGUGUACUUCGGCGGGCAAAAUCUAAAAAUGGUGGAAGAUGUUUAAGGGAAAGAUUGGAAAAGAUCGGGUUAAAUUUACCCGCUGGAAGGCGCAAAGCAGCAAAUGUCACCUUGUUAACGUCACUGGUGGAAGGGGAGGCUGUUCAUCUCGCUCGGGACUUUGGCUAUGUGUGCGAAACAGAGUUCCCAGCCAAGGCAGCAGCUGAAUACCUCUGCCGCCAGCACUCGGAUCCCAGCGAGCUCCACGCCCGGAAAAACAUGCUUUUAGCAACCAAGCAAAUCUGCAAAGAGUUUGCUGACCUGAUGGCUCAGGAUCGCUCCCCUCUGGGAAACAGCCGCCCGACACUCAUCUUGGAACCUGGCGUUCAAAGCUGCUUGACGCACUUCAGUUUAAUAACCCAUGGUUUCGGAGGGCCGGCGAUCUGCGCGGCUCUCACAGCGUUCCAGAACUACUUGGUGGAGUCCCUGAAAGGACUUGACAAAAUGUUCAUGAACAGCACGGGCAACGGUCACUCGGUGGGCGACGCCAAAACCUCAGAAAAGGAUGUGAAGCAUCGGAAAUGA
Messenger RNA from Protobothrops mucrosquamatus (brown spotted pit viper), 1335 nucleotides. RefSeq names its product transcription factor AP-2 epsilon (gene TFAP2E). Gene Ontology annotation, cellular component: nucleus. The transcript has 8 exons. The coding region runs from base 1 to 1335 and encodes 444 amino acids. The record is from RefSeq and is a predicted model, not a curated record. Gene Ontology annotation, biological process: regulation of cell population proliferation; regulation of transcription by RNA polymerase II; anatomical structure development. Gene Ontology annotation, molecular function: DNA-binding transcription factor activity, RNA polymerase II-specific; RNA polymerase II transcription regulatory region sequence-specific DNA binding. NCBI's taxonomy places the organism in Eukaryota, Metazoa, Chordata, Lepidosauria, Squamata, Viperidae.